This is a messenger RNA of Apis dorsata (giant honeybee), 446 nucleotides long. RefSeq names its product 60S ribosomal protein L30 (gene RpL30). The transcript is spliced from 4 exons. Bases 66 to 410 code for a protein of 114 amino acids. The record is from RefSeq and is a predicted model, not a curated record. Gene Ontology annotation, cellular component: cytosolic large ribosomal subunit. Gene Ontology annotation, molecular function: structural constituent of ribosome; RNA binding. Lineage: Eukaryota; Metazoa; Arthropoda; Insecta; Hymenoptera; Apidae.
UCACGUCUAUCGUGUUCUAUGACAUUGCGUGUACUUGAAAAGUAUUCAUCUAUUAAAUAGUAAAAAUGGUAGCUCAAAAAAAACAGAAAAAAUCUCAAGAAGGGAUCAACUCCAGAUUGGCCCUUGUUAUGAAAUCAGGAAAAUAUGUUCUGGGAUAUAAGCAGACAUUGAAGUCCCUCCGACAAGGAAAAGCAAAAUUAGUCAUCAUUGCUAAUAAUGCUGCACCUUUAAGGAAAUCAGAGAUAGAAUAUUAUGCUAUGUUGGCAAAAACUGGCGUGCAUCAUUAUAUUGGAAAUAACAUAGAAUUAGGUACUGCAUGUGGAAAAUAUUUCCGUGUAUGUACUCUUUCUAUUACAGACCCUGGAAAUUCAGAUAUCAUAAAAUCUAUGCCUACUGGUGAACAACCAUAAAUAUUUUUUAUUUAAUAAAAUUUUAAUAAAAAUAUA